Molecule: messenger RNA, 788 nt
Organism: Periconia digitata
Lineage: Eukaryota; Fungi; Ascomycota; Dothideomycetes; Pleosporales; Periconiaceae
Source: the annotation of a GenBank genome assembly
CUCUCCAACACCUCACGGCACCUCAUCCUCCCCACUCUUCAUCGACAGCCAUGGCCUCUCGUCUCGCAAGGAGCGCGGUCGGCGCCGCCCGCCUCCGCCCAACCCUCCCUCUUCGCGCAUUUCCUUCCAUCGCAGCCCAGAUCACCCCGGCCCGCUACAACUCCAAUGUGCCCCAGGAAGACCCCAAGAAGAAGGCUCAAUCGCUGCUUGAUGCCAUCCCCAUCCCCGGAAACAGCCCCAUCACCAAGGCCGCUGUUCUCUCCGCUGGUACCGGUCUCAGCAUUGCUGCCAUCAGCAACGAGCUCUACGUUGUCAACGAGGAGUCCAUUGUCGCCCUCAGCUUGUUGACCAUCUUCUGGGCCGUCGCUCACUACGCCGGUCCCGCCUGGUCCAGCUACGCACAGCAGCAGGUCGACAAGAUCACCGGCAUCCUCAACGCUGCUCGCGCCGACCACACUUCCGCUGUCAAGGAGCGCAUCACCAGCGUCCAGGAUCUCGGCGGUGUCGUAGACGUCACCAAGACCCUCUUCGAGGUUUCCAAGGAAACCGCCCAGCUUGAGGCCCAGGCCUACGAGCUCGAGCAGAAGACGGCCAUCGCCCAAGAGGCCAGGUCCGUUCUUGACUCUUGGGUCCGCUACGAGGGUCAGGUCAAGCAGAGGCAGCAGCGUGAGCUUGCAGAGAGCAUCAUCGCCAAGAUCGAGAAGGAGCUCGACAACCCCAAGGUCCUCAAGCAGAUUCUCGACCAGAGCGUCGCUGACGUUGAGAGGAUUGUAUCACAGAAGGCAUAA